AUGGCGCGCAGCAGAGCCUUGUUGCACCUGGCGGCCUUCGCCGCCGCGGCGUGCCUCCUCGCCACGGCGACCGCCGACUGGGUCACCGGCUCGGCCACAUUCUACGGCGGGAGCGACGCCUCCGGCACCAUGGGCGGCGCGUGCGGCUACGGCAACCUGUACUCGACGGGGUACGGGACGAACACGGCGGCGCUGAGCCCGGCGCUCUUCAACGACGGCGCGGCGUGCGGGGAGUGCUACCAGGUGACGUGCGACCAGUCGAGCUCGUCGUCGUGCAAGCAGGGGGUGAUCGUGACCGUCACCGCCACCAACCUCUGCCCGGCGGACUACUCCAAGCCCAACAACAACGGCGGCUGGUGCAACCCGCCGCGGAGGCACAUGGACAUGGCGCAGCCGGCGUGGGAGAAGAUCGGGGUCUACCGCGCGGGCAUCAUCCCCAUGAAGUACCAGCGUGUGCCCUGCUCCAGGUCGGGCGGCGUGCGGUUCACCAUCAACGGCAACAGCUACUUCGAGCUUGUGCUGAUCACGAACGUCGGCGGCGCCGGCUCGAUCUCAUCGGUGCAGAUCAAGGGGUCCAAAACCGGGUGGAUGUCCAUGGCCAGGAACUGGGGCGCAAACUGGCAGUCGGGGAGCUACCUCAACGGCCAGGCCAUCUCCUUCACCGUCACCCUCACCAAUGGCCAGAAGCUCACCUUCCAGGACUGCGCGCCCUCCAACUGGGGGUUCGGACAGACGUUCACCACCGGCGCGCAGUUCUACUAG
Lolium rigidum is the source of this 762-nucleotide messenger RNA. Its product is annotated as expansin-A12-like. The coding region runs from base 1 to 762 and encodes 253 amino acids. Gene Ontology annotation, biological process: plant-type cell wall organization. Gene Ontology annotation, cellular component: extracellular region. The transcript has 2 exons. Lineage: Eukaryota; Viridiplantae; Streptophyta; Magnoliopsida; Poales; Poaceae. The record is from RefSeq and is a predicted model, not a curated record.